CGAUUUACUUAUUCUGUCAUAUUUGUCAAAUUUCAUACACGUUGUUUUGAACUCUGGUUUUGAAAUCAUACCACUCCAACUUUAAUUAAGUAUUUAAAACAAUACGGCCAAUUGUAAUAAAUUUAAAAUUAUAUUGGAAGUAUUUAAAAGUGCAUUCAAUUAUACAACAUGAGUUUUCUUACGUUGGAAAAAAGAUCAAAACUAAGUCUAACAGAGAUCAAAGAAGAAACAUUGACGGAGAAAAUAUUCCGAAUUCUCGCUGUAAUGAUGAUAAUUAUAUUUCCGUUGGCUUUGCUUGGUUGUUUCAGGGUUGUAAAGCAAUAUAAAAGGGCAGUUAUUUUACGUUUUGGAAGAGUAAGGUCGGACUCGCCGGCCGGACCUGGCAUUAUUUGGGUAGUUCCGUGUACAGACAACGUGCUACUCAUCGAUUUAAGAACUCAAUCGUUCAAUUUACCGCCACAAGAGAUUCUUACAAAAGAUUCUGUGACUGUUACGGUCGACGCCGUUGUUUAUUUUCACGUAUUGAAGCCCCUCAGCUGUUUAUUAAACGUUCAAUCUUACAAGCGAGCCACGGAGCUCAUUACUAUCUCGGCACUUCGAAAUAUACUCGGACAAUACACGUUAUCGGAAUUGUUAACAAGUCGAGAGUCUAUUAGUCGUACUGCAAGGAAGGAAAUUGAUAGAGUCACCAAUGAAUGGGGUGUUGAAAUGGAACGCGUUGAAAUAAAAGAUGUAAUAUUACCAUUUGAAUUACAAAAGGCAAUGGCAGCGGAGGCCGAAGGCACUCGACUGGCAAAAGCCAAAAUAAUCGAAGCGGAGGGAGAAAUAAAAGCCGCCGAAAAUCUUAAGGAAGCUUCAAGAAUAAUGAUGGAAAACCCACAAGUUAUGCUUCUUAGAUAUUUACAGACAUUAAAUUUUAUAGCUUCGCAGCAAAGUACUUCGAUAUUUUUCCCAUUUCCGCUUGAAAUACCCGAGCCCUAUGGGUCUUCGAGCCAUUGAAAUCAUGUAUUUGAUGAUAAAGCAUUACUUAGAACGCUUAACAUUUUUACAACGAUGACCCUUUCUUACAUAAUGUAAAAUAUUAUUUUUGCUAAUAAUUUCUGUAAAACUCUAUGCUCACACUCCUUGACACUGACAUUUUCUUUAAAUUCAAAUUCUUUUAUACUGAACGCUAUUAAAAUAUGGAAAAUAAGAUAAUUACCGAAAUACCAUCUGAAGAUAAUCAACAGAAACCAAACGACUUAGUUAUUAAUACACAAAAUCCAGACACAGAAAAAGGUUACAUAAUUAAUGAAGAUCGUACAUCAAAAGACAGCUACCGUGGUAGACACCGUAUACAAAACGUUAAAGGGGAAGAUACAUGCAUCGAAAAGUUCUUGGUAUUACUGUCGUUACUCUUGGUAGUAAUAAGUUUUCCGCUAUCUCUUUUAUGCAUAUUUGUGGUGGUGCGUCAGUUUGAACGAGCAAUUAUAUUGCGAAACGGUAAAAUUCACAAAAAUCAAGCUUUCGGCCCUGGAUUGACCUAUUAUUUACCAUGUGUGGAUACUGUCAAAUUUAUUGAUUUAAGAAUAAUUUGUUAUGCAGUGCCGCCACAAGAGGCAUUAACUAAAGAUUCCUUAACAGUGUCCGUAGAUGCAGUAGUAUAUUACAAAGUGUAUGAUCCGGUGUGGGCUGUUAUAAACGUUGCAGACUAUGACACAGCAACUCGGUACCUUGCGGCGACAACACUUCGCAACGCUCUUGGUACGCGAAAAUUAACUGAAAUACUUGGCGAUAGACCGGCUGUGAGCAGUCAAGUUUUUAUAAACAUGAAACAAAUGACUCGUGAAUGGGGCGUUAAGGUAGUCAGGGUGGAAAUCAAAGAUAUAUGUCUACCACUUCAAUUACAAAAGGCUAUGGCAGCGGAAGCCGAAUCAUCGAGAUUGGCGAAUGCAAAAAUAAUUGUUGCAAAAUCUGAAAUCGAAUCGACAAGAAAUCUGCAAAAAGCUACGACACUACUCAUGGACAACCCGUUAUGCAUGCAGUUACGAUAUUUGCAAUCUCUACACAUGAUAUCUGGAGACAAAACGCAUACCAUUGUCUUUCCAUUCUCUGCUGAGAUGUUAAGAAAAAUAUUCAAGUGAUUUUCUUCUCAUAACAUUUUACAUUAUAUUUUUUUGUUUUUAGUUAUUUU
Molecule: messenger RNA, 2173 nt
Organism: Manduca sexta (tobacco hornworm)
Lineage: Eukaryota; Metazoa; Arthropoda; Insecta; Lepidoptera; Sphingidae
Product: band 7 protein AGAP004871
Exons: 13
Coding region: 1182-2123 (313 amino acids)
Cellular component (GO): plasma membrane
Source: RefSeq, a predicted model, not a curated record